Molecule: messenger RNA, 2196 nt
Organism: Nerophis lumbriciformis (worm pipefish)
Lineage: Eukaryota; Metazoa; Chordata; Actinopteri; Syngnathiformes; Syngnathidae
Gene: ddx41
Product: DEAD (Asp-Glu-Ala-Asp) box polypeptide 41
Biological process (GO): mRNA splicing, via spliceosome
Molecular function (GO): nucleic acid binding; ATP binding; RNA helicase activity
Source: RefSeq, a predicted model, not a curated record
UUCGCUUUCCUUACUUUAUUUCCCAUAAUGCACUGAUGCGUAAUCGUACGGCAUAGAUGCAUUUUUUUUUGGUCAAAUUCUGCAUAGUUUAAACACUUCAUGUCACACUUCACCACACGAGGAUAUCAAUUAAAUUAAAAUGGAAGACGACAAUCGACUUAAAAAGCGAUCCCAUGGAGAUGAUGACAGUUCUGACUCAAAGGGUUCGGAGGAUGAUGACUAUGUUCCCUAUGUUCCAGUCAAAAUCAGAAAACAACAAAUGGUUCAGAAGAUGUUACGCCUGCGUGGUAAAGCGGUGGAUGACGAGCACAGAGACAGCGGAGAGGAGCAAAGGGAUGAGGAUGAAGGACUUGGUCCACGCUCCAAUGUCAGUCUCUUGGACCAGCAUCAGCACCUCAAGGAAAAAGCAGAAGCACGUAAAGAGUCAGCCAAGGAGAAGCAACUGAAAGAGGAAGAGAAGAUUCUUGAAAGUGUCGCAGAGGGAAGAGCUUUGAUGUCUGUGAAGGAAAUGGCCAAGGGUAUCAUAUAUGAUGAUCCAAUCAAAACAAGCUGGAAGGCUCCUCGGUACAUCCUGAAUAUGCCAGAGACCAGAAAUGAGCGUGUCAGGAAGAAGUUUCACAUCCUGGUUGACGGAGACGGCAUCCCUCCUCCAAUAAAAAGCUUCAGAGAGAUGAAGUUACCCCCAGCUAUUCUAAAAGGUUUGAAGAAGAAAGGAAUCGUACAUCCGACGCCGAUUCAAAUUCAAGGAAUCCCGACAGUUCUGUCAGGUCGUGACAUGAUCGGCAUCGCCUUCACUGGCUCGGGCAAAACGUUGGUCUUCACGUUGCCCAUCAUCAUGUUUUCUCUGGAGCAGGAGAAGAGGCUGCCCUUCUUUAAGAGAGAGGGUCCAUAUGGACUCAUCAUCUGUCCUUCACGAGAGCUCGCAAGACAGACACACGGCAUCAUUGAAUACUAUUGCAAGUUGCUAGAGGAGGAGGGAGCCCCUCAGCUUCGAACGGCUCUCUGCAUCGGAGGGAUGUCCGUCAAGGAGCAAAUGGAGGUUGUGAAACAUGGUGUGCACAUGAUGGUCGCCACACCCGGUCGUCUCAUGGACUUGUUACAGAAGAAGAUGGUGAGUCUGGACAUCUGUCGCUACUUGUCAUUAGAUGAGGCUGACAGGAUGAUUGACAUGGGCUUUGAGGAGGACAUCAGGACCAUCUUUUCCUAUUUCAAGGGUCAAAGGCAAACCUUGCUUUUCAGUGCAACCAUGCCCAAGAAGAUCCAGAAUUUUGCCAAGAGUGCUCUGGUCAAACCCAUCACAAUUAACGUGGGUAGAGCCGGCGCUGCCAGCUUGGAUGUCAUACAGGAAGUGGAAUACGUCAAAGAGGAGGCAAAGAUGGUGUAUCUGUUAGAGUGUCUGCAGAAAACGACACCUCCUGUUUUGAUAUUUGCUGAGAAAAAAGCUGAUGUAGAUGCCAUCCAUGAGUAUCUGCUACUGAAAGGUGUGGAGGCUGUGGCCAUCCAUGGAGGAAAAGACCAAGAGGAAAGAACAAAAGCCAUAGAAGCAUUCAAAGAAGGCAAGAAAGACGUCCUCGUGGCCACAGAUGUGGCCUCCAAGGGUUUGGAUUUCCCAGCCAUCCAGCAUGUAGUCAACUAUGACAUGCCUGAGGAGAUUGAAAACUAUGUCCACAGAAUUGGAAGAACAGGACGAUCUGGUCAAACUGGUAUCGCUACAACAUUCAUCAAUAAAGGCUGUGAUGAGUCAGUGUUGAUGGAUUUGAAGGCCCUUCUCAUUGAAGCUAAGCAAAAAGUCCCACCAGUACUCCAAGUGCUCCAGUCAGGAGAUGAAACCAUGCUUGAUAUUGGAGGGGAGAGGGGCUGUACAUUUUGUGGUGGUCUCGGUCAUCGUAUUACGGACUGUCCCAAGUUGGAGGCCAUGCAGACCAAGCAGGUCACCAAUAUCGGGCGGAAAGAUUACUUGGCUCAUAGCUCUAUGGACUUCUAAGUGUCUUUGUGAAAAGAAGGAUUCUCCACCAAAAACUGAGGUUCUGUUCUGUGUCCUGAUGUGUGUGUGUUUGUGCUACCAGCCAUACCAGGAAGUCGAUCUGAACCUUCAGCCCAGCUCUGUCGUCAUUUUUUCAACGUCAAGACUUUGUAACAUAUUUUACACACUGCUGAUUGUAAAUAAAUUUACCGUAUCUUUUUUGAGAAAACAAA